CGCACAUCCCUUGGUUCUAUUACUCGACGAAUCAUAAUGAUUCGAGUUUGAUGUCGAGGAACCAUGUCCCCGAUUACGAUUCGAGUUCGACAUCGAGGAACCUACAACACCUAGAUGACAUAGAGAAUGAAUCUCAUGGAGAAAAUCAGAAUGAUCGCGAACCUUGUAGAACAGACCCUCAGAUCUCCGAUUGUCCUGGCGAAGAUCAAGAUUACGAAGAUUCAGGUAGGAAUGAUGAAAUGAUGCGAUACUAUUGGUAUUGGGAGAACCGAUUAAGGGCAGCUUUUCUCCAUCUUUCUCGGCAUCUUGGUACCCUUUUCCCUUGUAUUCUCAUGAAAUACAAGGUGCAAGGGGUCAAGAUGAGGGGGCCGAGAUGCAAUCUAGCAGACUCUAAACCGAGGGUGGACAUGUGGAUACGAGUGGGACGUGAGGUUUCAGCAAUAUGGUCCUUGGACCUACGACCCGGACAAUGACUUUCGCAGAAAUGGGG
Messenger RNA from Amoebophrya sp. A25, 490 nucleotides. NCBI's taxonomy places the organism in Eukaryota, Dinophyceae, Syndiniales, Amoebophryaceae. The record is from the annotation of a GenBank genome assembly.